This is a messenger RNA of Pelecanus crispus (Dalmatian pelican), 2253 nucleotides long. The record is from RefSeq and is a predicted model, not a curated record. Lineage: Eukaryota; Metazoa; Chordata; Aves; Pelecaniformes; Pelecanidae.
GGAAGUGGAAAGUCAACAUUAGCAAAGGCCAUCUGCAAAGAAGCAUUCGAUAGACUGGAUGCUCAUGUAGAAGUAAUUGAUUGUAAAGCUUUAAGAGGAAAAAGAUUGGUAAACAUAAGGAAAAAUGUGGAGGAAGCUUUUUUAGAGGCAGCAUGGAGACAGCCAUCCAUUCUUUUGAUGGAUGAUCUUGAUCACAUUGUUGGAGUACCUUCUACACCAGAGCAUGAGAACAGCCCUGAAACCAUUCAGAGCAAUAGAUUUGCUUACGUUCUGAAAGAUCUGAUAAAAGAAGUUAUUUCCAUGGGGAGUUUGAUUGCAUUAAUUGCCACAAGUCAGUCUGAACAUUCCCUACAUCCUUCCCUGGUCUCAGCUCAAGGAACUCACAUAUUUCAGUGCUUCAAAUGUAUCCAAUCUCCAGAUCAGAAGCAAAGAUGUGAAAUGCUGUAUUCCAUAAUAAAAAAGAAACUGAAUUCUGAUACAAAGAAGUUCUCUGAUCUUGACCUCCAAUGUAUUGCAAAGGAGACAGAAGGUUUUGUUGCUAGAGAUUUUACUAUGCUGGUUGAUCGUGCCAUUCAUGCCUGUGUUUCCAACCAGAAUGCAUUUCAAAAUGGCGAAUUGCAUCUGUCAGCUAUGGAUUUUCAGAAAGCUCUAAAAGAUUUUACUCCAUUAGCUCUGACAAAUGUUAACCUUCAUAAACCUAAGGACAUUGGCUGGGACAGGAUUGGUGGCUUAAAAGAUGUGAAGCAAAUACUUAUGGAUACCAUCAUGUUACCUGCAAAGUAUCCAGAAUUAUUUGCAAACCUGCCCAUAAGACAGAGAUCAGGAGUCUUGCUGUAUGGAGCACCUGGAACAGGAAAAACACUGUUAGCAGGAGCAGUUGCUCGAGAGAGUGGAAUGAAUUUCAUCAGCAUCAAGGGACCAGAGCUGCUCAGCAAAUACAUUGGAGCAAGUGAGCAAGCAGUUCGAGAUAUCUUCAACAGAGCUCAGGCAGCUAAGCCUUGUAUAGUUUUUUUUGAUGAGUUUGAUUCUAUUGCUCCUCGCCGAGGUCAUGACAACACAGGAGUUACAGACCGAGUGGUUAACCAACUGUUGACUCAGUUAGAUGGUGUGGAAGGCUUACAAGGGGUUUAUGUGCUAGCUGCUACUAGUCGCCCAGAUUUGAUUGACCCUGCUUUGUUAAGGCCAGGUCGACUGGAUAAGUGCCUGUACUGUCCACCUCCUGAUCAGAAUUCACGCUAUGAAAUCUUAAAAGCUCUCAGUCAUUCUCUGUCUUUGGCAAAUGAUGUGGACUUUCAGGAUUUGGCAGCAAAAACAGAACGGUUCACAGGGGCUGACCUAAAAGCUUUAUUGUACAAUGCCCAAUUAGAGGCAAUCCAUACUAAUUUAGGUUCAGGUUUAACACAGGAUUUUGGUUCUAGUUCUGAUAGUGACUUCAGUCUCUCUUCCAUGGUUUUUCUAAACCACAGCAGUGGCUCAGAUGAUUCGGCAAUAGACGGAGAAGCAGGGCUAGAGCAAUCUCUUAUUUCUCUAGACAUGUCUGACUUGCUUCCUGAAGAUCCAAGGUCCAACAUGUAUCGUCUUUAUUUUGGAAGCUCUUAUGAAUCGGAGCUGGGAAAUGGAACUCCUUCAGAACUGAGUUCUUUGUGUUUGUCUGGACCAAACUCCAUAACUCACGAUUUUACCAGCGUGACUCAGAGAGACACAGCAUCAUCACAACCUUCAAUGCUUAGAACAGCUUCUCAAGAAGACUCCCUGGAAAAUAACCAGGAGCAGCAAAUAGAGCACCUGAGGACAGAAAUCAAUGCUAUCAAAGCCAAUUACAGAAGCAAGAAUGGAGAGGACAGCAUCCCUAAUCAGUCAGUGCUUGCCAAGAACAGUUUAAUUAUUACCCAGUCCCAUCUGAUGACUGCACUUGAGGGUAUAAGACCAUCCAUUAGCCAAGAUGACUGGAAGAAUUUUACUGAACUGUAUGAUAAUUUUCAGAAUCCCAAGAAGAGGAAAGGACAAGUUGGCUCAACAUUCAGACCAGGACAAAAAAUUACUCUAGCUUAGUACUUGUAUUUGCUUGUAAUUCUAAACUGUAACUGGAAAUGACAAAUGUGAUUAAAUCAGAUUAUUUAUAUUCAUAUGGAUUUAUUAAUGCAGCGGUUGAAGAUAAGUUUCUUUUAAACUUACAUGCUGUAAAAUUAUGUCACAUUUUAUUUUGAAGAAAAUUGUCUUCCUUCAGAAUGAUAUUAAAUUUUUGAGAGAACA